Molecule: messenger RNA, 1141 nt
Organism: Ceratina calcarata
Lineage: Eukaryota; Metazoa; Arthropoda; Insecta; Hymenoptera; Apidae
Gene: Pex19
Product: peroxisomal biogenesis factor 19
Exons: 5
Coding region: 32-907 (291 amino acids)
Biological process (GO): protein import into peroxisome membrane
Cellular component (GO): peroxisomal membrane; peroxisome
Source: RefSeq, a predicted model, not a curated record
AGUACGAUACUUCUGAUCUUACACAGGAGAUAUGGCUAACGAAAAAUCUACGAAGCAAACGGAAGAUCCAGAAUUAGACGACUUAUUAGACAGUGCUUUAAAGGAUUUUAGCAAAGAACAAAUACCGUCUAAGAAAGAUGUAAGUAAGCCAAGUACUUUAGAGACUACUGAGGACGAGGAGGCAUCAGAUGUUCCACAGGAUACAUGGACUGCAGAUUUUAUUAAGCAAGCAGCGGAACAGUUCGAAGAAAACAUACAAAAUUUUAUUCAAAACAGUAAUGGAACAGACAGCGACUUAGAUGCCUCUUUUCAAAGAAUGGCACAAACCGUUGCUAGUGCAAUAAAAAAUGACGAUACCUUCGACAGGGAUGGCACGAACACAGACUUCCAGUCUGUCAUCGCACAAGCGUUAAAUGAUUUAUCCGCAACGUCUGAAAAUUUACAGAGCGAGGUCGAUUUGAGCGAAAUGUUUGGACAAACAUCUUUGGAAGAUGGUCCUGGCGCUAUUUUACCGUUCAUGCACGGAAUGUUACAGCAUUUACUUUCAAAAGAAAUUCUGUACCCGUCCUUAAAAGAAUUGGUAGACAAGUAUCCCGAAUGGUUGGAGGAAAAAAAGGAAACUAUACCUCCGAAUGACCUGCAGAGAUAUACGAAACAACUGAAAUUAAUGCAGCAGGUGUGCACCGAACUCGAUGAAGAGAAGGAUGGAGAUAACGAAGAAACGAAAAAAAAGCGUUUGGAAAAAAUAAUAGCUCUCAUGCAGGAAGUACAAGGUUGCGGUCAAUUACCCGUAGAAUUGAUAGGAGAGCAGGCGACACAUCCUUUCAAUCUUGAUGCCGAAGGAGAUGUUGUGAUUCCUUCAUUACUACGUAACAUGGAAUCGUCGCAAAAUUGUAGUGUGAUGUGAACGUAGUAAAAUGUUGGGAGGGCAAAUGGUGCGCGUUCUUAGAUUGUACAUACUCUAUCUAUACGUGUACGUACUAUCUAUUACUAUACAUACGUACAAGGGAUACAUGGGAAACAUUCGUUUAAUAAAGCGCAAUUCAUCAUUGUCCGCCGAUGCUCUGAAAACAAGCAGCAUCGCGUUUGUAAAUAGAAAUAUUCAUUGAAAGUAAAUGCAUAUAUAUAUAUACAAUGGUAA